AUGCUAACCAGAAUUUUGAGACACAGGGCUACUUUGCCCUUUGCAAUUGGCUCAGUUGCAGCGGCCGCUGCCUUCUACAACUUGAGCAUUGUGAAGAACGAACCCUUGAAAACUUUCCAAGGUGACGGAGCCUGGGUUGAGCUACCUAUCAGCAAGAUCGAAAACGUUUCGCAUGACACCCGUCGCUUCACUUUCAACCUUCCAGAGGCAGAUCAGACCACCGGACUGAUCACUGCAUCAGCGUUGUUGGCGAAGCUUGAGACCGCUAAGGGCAACAACGUCAUCAGACCUUACACCCCAGUGAGCGAUGUCAGCACCAAGGGUCAUUUCCAAUUGGUCAUCAAGCACUACGAUGGAGGUAAAUUCACCGAGCUCUUGUUCGCCAAGAAAGCUCAAGACACCGUUGCGUUCAAGGGCCCUAUCGUCAAGUGGGACUGGAAACCAAACUCUUUCAAAAACAUCACCUUGCUAGGAGCCGGCUCUGGUAUCACCCCACUGUUCCAGCUGGUGCACCACAUCUCGCAGAACCCACAAGACAAGACCAAGAUCAACUUGCUUUACGGCAACAAGACGCCGGGCGACAUAUUGCUAAAGAAGGAGCUUGACGAGAUCAUGGCCAAGUACCCAGAACAGGUCAAAAUUCACUACUUUGUCGACAAAGCGGACGGUGAUUUCGAGGGUCACAGCGGAUUUAUCACUCGCGAAUAUUUGGAGAAGAACCUCCCUGGCCCGGGCGAGGACCACCAGGUUUUCGUGUGUGGUCCUCCACCUUUUAUGAAAGCCUACUCGGGGCCAAAGGUUUCGCCUCAGGACCAAGGUGAACUCGUUGGUAUUCUCAAGGAUUUGGGACACACCAAAGAACGAGUCUUCAAGUUCUAA
Molecule: messenger RNA, 879 nt
Organism: Lachancea lanzarotensis
Lineage: Eukaryota; Fungi; Ascomycota; Saccharomycetes; Saccharomycetales; Saccharomycetaceae
Gene: MCR1
Product: LALA0S04e06942g1_1
Exons: 1
Coding region: 1-879 (292 amino acids)
Biological process (GO): ergosterol biosynthetic process
Molecular function (GO): cytochrome-b5 reductase activity, acting on NAD(P)H
Source: RefSeq, a predicted model, not a curated record